AUUCUUAUUGUAUUUUUUGAAUUCCGGCACUGAUGAUUUAGCACAAACUGGGCCGUCUGUAGGAUUACAAUGCUGCAUUUGAAGCUGUUACUGUUGCAAUGAAUGCAAUGCAGAUCACAAACAGAAAUCCGAUUUUAAAUCAGGGCAGCAAAAGAAAAGGAUUGGUUGCAAAAAUGGCUGUAGAGAUUUGAGCUACUCAAGUAAUGGGUUCGCAUUCCAGAUGACCUUCCUCUUCUUUGUCACCUCUCGAUUACGGUUUCGAGUGUCUGAUAUAUCCAUUUCUCGGUUCCAUGAUCAUGCUUUCAGAGGUCCCCGCCAUGGAGAGAGAGCCCUAGACCACUCUGAUGCUUGGGUUAUUAAGGUUGUAUGUACUCUAUGUGUUCGUUCAAGUUCUAUUGAUUCUUGCUUGCAUUAUUUCAGUAAGGUUUUGAAUCCUCCGAUUACUUAUGGGGUCAUUAAACGCUUAAAUGAUCCAAAGUUGGCUUUGAAAUUGUUUGAAGUUACUAGAGUGAAGUUGGAGCUUAAUCAUUCUAUGAAUACUUAUAAUUUUCUAGUGAAGUCACUUUGUCAAGUGGGACUCCAUGAUGCGGCAAAAUUGGUUUUUGAUUGGAUGAGAAGUGAUGGGCAUUCACCGGAUGGUUUCAUGUUGGGUUUUUUGGUAUCUUCUUGUGCACAAGUGGGUAAGUUCAGUAUUUCCAAAGAAUUGCUUACUCAAGCUCAAGGCAUUGGAAGAAGUGUGAACCCAUAUGCAUGUAAUAAACUAUUGGAUCUUUUGGUUAAAAGUAAUCAGGUAGAUGAGGCUGUUUGUUUCUUUAGAGAACUUUCAAAGUCCUGCUUCUGUCCAGAUACUUGCACUUUUAAUAUUCUAAUCAGAGGCUUGUGCAGAUUAGGAGAAGUAAAUAAGGGUUUUGAGUUUUUUAAUGACAUGGGCAAUUUUGGAUGCUGUCCUGAUGUUGUUACCUAUAACACACUUAUAAGUGGAUUGUGUAGGACUAAUGAGGUAGAUAGAGGGCAUGGGUUGUUAAAGGAAAUUCAAUCAAAACAUGGUUUUUCACCAGAUGUUGUGACGUACACAUCAGUCAUAUCAGGUUAUUGCAAGUUGGGCAGGAUGGAAGAAGCUUCCAAUCUUUUAGAUGAGAUGGUCUGUUCUGAAACCAAACCAAAUUUGAUUACUUACAAUGUUCUUAUUGAUGGUUUUGGUAAGGCUGGUGAUAUGGAGUCAGCUGCGGCCAUUUAUGAUGAGAUGCUUCUUCAGGGAUGUCUUCCCGAUGUGGUUACAUUCAGCUCCUUGAUUGAUGGUUACUGUCGAAGUGGGCAGGUUGAUCAGGGUUUAAAACUUUGGCAUGAAAUGGGCAACCAGAGUCUUUGUCCAAAUGAAUAUACUUUUGCUAUUCUCAUUAAUGCUUUGUGUAAAGAGAACAGACUACAUGAGGCUCGUGAAUUUCUGAGUCAGUUGAAGUGGAGGAAUAUAAAUCCCCAACCGUUUAUGUACAACCCUGUGAUUGAUGGUUUCUGUAAGGCAGGCAAUGUAGAUGAGGCCAAUUUGAUUGUGGCAGAAAUGAAGGAGAAGCAAUGCAAGCCAGAUAAAUUGACAUUUACUAUUUUAAUAAUUGGGCAUUGUGUGAAAGGGAGAAUAGCUGAAGCAAUCAGUAUUUUCCAUAAGAUGUUAAGUACUGGUUGUACCCCAGAUACUAUUACUGUCAAUUCUUUGAUAUCUUGCCUUGUGAAGGCUGGCAUGCCUAAUGAAGCAAAUCAGAUUGUGCUAACUCUGGAGAAGAACUUAGGCUUGGGUUUAUCAUCUUCAAGAAAAACCCUUGCACAAAUGGCUAUUCCUGUGGCUGUUUAGUGGAAAAGUUGAGCUAAAAAGACCCUGAACCUCAAGUUGAUGGUGAGCUCAAUGGCUGGCUGGAGGUCCUUGAAUCAUUACAUACGAAGCAUCUUCAGCUCGUGGAUUUUUUUAUAGACGACUGAUUUAUAAUUUAAAUGGGGAAGAACAAGGGAGCAGUGGGAGCUAAGAUUGCUACGAACUCAUUUUGGUAACUUUCAGACUUUUGGAUAUCCAUUAUUGAAAUUAUGGC
Messenger RNA from Telopea speciosissima, 2078 nucleotides. RefSeq names its product pentatricopeptide repeat-containing protein At2g06000-like. Gene Ontology annotation, molecular function: protein binding. The coding region runs from base 221 to 1846 and encodes 541 amino acids. The record is from RefSeq and is a predicted model, not a curated record. The transcript has 2 exons. Lineage: Eukaryota; Viridiplantae; Streptophyta; Magnoliopsida; Proteales; Proteaceae.